This is a messenger RNA of Amborella trichopoda, 1930 nucleotides long. RefSeq names its product ARM repeat superfamily protein. The record is from RefSeq and is a predicted model, not a curated record. Gene Ontology annotation, biological process: microtubule cytoskeleton organization. Lineage: Eukaryota; Viridiplantae; Streptophyta; Magnoliopsida; Amborellales; Amborellaceae. Gene Ontology annotation, cellular component: cytoplasmic microtubule. Gene Ontology annotation, molecular function: microtubule binding.
UUCUCUCCAAUUACUUUCUAUUGUGCUCCUCACUCACAGUUUCCUGAUCCCCCUCUCCCCCUUCUCUAUUACUCUGCUUCUCUCACUCCCUCUCUCACUCCAACUCACAAUACCUGUUUCUCUCUCUUCCCCAACCCCAUGGCUCUCCGAUCUCUCAAUAACACUCCACCACCGGCGAUUGACCACCGGAAAAAGCCUGCAAAAAUCACCGGAUUCUUGAUAAAUGAUGAAAACAUUGCACCCUCAUCAACAAAUGUGGCUUCCAAUGGACGUGCUAAUCCCCCAGUUGCCAAAUCUAAUUGUGAAAUUCCGGCCUCUGAUCAGGGGAUUGAUUAUAUUGCCUCCAAGAACCUCCCUGCGUUACCGGAUCCAGAGGCCAACAUCCAAUCUCUUAUGGAAAAAUUGGAGUCGAAAGAUUGGUUGACGAUGUGUGAAGCUCUCAACAACACUCGCAGAUUAGCCCUUUACCAUUCCUCAACAUUGCUUCCCCUCAUAGAGAAGGUGGUGAUGGUGUUGGUGAAGGGAUUGAAGAACCCAAGGAGUGCAGUGUGUAAAACAUCAAUCAUGGCUUCCUCUGAUCUCUUCCACUCAUUUCCCCAUAUCUUCUUUUCCACAGCCAUGGCUGAGCCUUUCCACCAAUUGUUACUACAACUCUUGCUGAAAGCAUCACAAGACAAGAAAUUUGUGUGUGAAGAAGCUGAGAAAGCUCUGCAAGCCAUGUCCUCUUUCUUGCCUGGGCUUCCACUGCUCGAAAAGGUCAGGCCUUUGGUUGGCCAUACCAACCUUCGUGUAAGAGCCAAGGCUGCUGUCUCCUUCUGCAACUGUGUUACUAAAAUGGAGUCUAGUGAUAUCAAAGAAUUCGGCUGCUCGGGCCUUCUUCAAGUGGCUGCAGAUUUACUGAAUGAUCGGCUUCCUGAGGCUCGCGAGGCUGCUCGAAAAAUUGCGACCACGAUUUAUACUGUGUUCACCUCAGAGGAAAAGGAAGAAACUACAGCUUCGGAGCAAUGGCAAAGCUUUUGCUUUUCAAAUUUGCCACCCCUAUCAGCCCAAGCAGUUAGCAAAUUAAUUACUUCUCAGUAAUUAAUGGAAUCCACUUGUUAUGUGAAAAAGUAGAAAGGGUUUGAGCAAACAUAAAGUGAAAUGGCAGAGACAGGGUUUGAUUUUCUCUUUUUCUUUGGUAGGUAAUAGGUCUUACAAUUUUUCUUUUCAUGUUGGGAGGUGAUUGUCAAUUUUUUGACACCCCAUCUUUUUUUCUCUUAAGAAACAAAGGACUUGCUCCUCCUUAUCAUGGGGCUCAAUCAGAUGGAUAUAAUGUGCCAAGUGAGAAAACAGGGGAAAUAUCACUUAAUGGUCAAACUUCCUUAUCAAAUCAAUAAGGUUGUCUAAUAAUCAAAUUGGAGACAUUAGAGUAGUUGCUCAAUAAGUUUUAUCUCAUCAAAAAUUUGUUUAAAAAUGUCCAAAAUUUUCGGACUUGGAAACUCAGAACUGGCACUUAAGUGGCCUGAGCCAAGUGGCAUGAAUACCCGAACUUGCUCAGACUUAGAAAAAUAGAACAAGUAUCAUUUCCAAUAGAAAAAAAUAUGAGUUUUGCUUGGGAAUUAAAGAGUAAUGACAGCAGUAUACCUCUUUAGUCCAAACUUAGGAAUGUUAACAUCUGAGCGUGAUUUAUAAUGAAGAGAGGCAUUCCCUAGAAGUGGAGAGCCCAGAUGGGAAUUACAAACCCAGAAGAGAAAGGGCCUUUUGGAGAGAAAGUAGAACAAGGAUCUUAGGAGAGAGCCCCAAAUCAACUAGAUCUCUUCUCAUCUUAGAUCGUCGGUUUUAGAAAGAGUGAAAGAGAAGGAAUGAUGUAUUUUUAGGAAGAAAUAUGCAUAUUCAUUGUCAAGCCUUUGUAUAUUUCAUUUUGGAAAGUAUGACAUAUACAUGAUGUGGA